This is a messenger RNA of Pipistrellus kuhlii (Kuhl's pipistrelle), 1974 nucleotides long. Its product is annotated as zinc finger protein 8-like. The transcript is spliced from 4 exons. The record is from RefSeq and is a predicted model, not a curated record. Gene Ontology annotation, molecular function: DNA-binding transcription repressor activity, RNA polymerase II-specific. Gene Ontology annotation, biological process: negative regulation of transcription by RNA polymerase II. NCBI's taxonomy places the organism in Eukaryota, Metazoa, Chordata, Mammalia, Chiroptera, Vespertilionidae. The coding region runs from base 139 to 1749 and encodes 536 amino acids.
AGUUGUAGUCUUGACGUCCCGGGGCGGCCGCCAUUGUCCCGCGGUGGGCGAGCAGUAGCGGACCCUGAGGCGAGGGCGGGGGGCGGCUCUCGGGUUUGGGGUCGCCCCGCGCUCUCGUCCUCGACCCCUCGGCCCAGGAUGGACCCUGAGGAGGAAGCGGCCGCCUGGACGGCGAUGGCGACCGGGCCGCCGCCGGGCCGGCCUCAGGAACCCGUGACCUUCCGCGACGUGGCCGUGGACUUCUCCCCGGAGGAGUGGGGGCGGCUGGGCCCUGCGCAGAGGACGCUGUACCGGGAGGUGAUGCUGGAGACCUUCGGGCACCUGCUCUCCGUGGGCCCCGAGCUUCCCAAACCCGAAGUCAUCUCCCAGCUGGAGCGGGGCGCCGAGCUGUGGGCGGCGGAGCGGGCACUCGCCCGGGGCUGCGGUCCAGGCUGGGAGCCGGGACCUGAAGAGCCCACGCCGCCCGCGGGGCAGGUCCUUCCUGAGGAAGCGCCCCCCAGCACCCCGGGGGAAGGCUGGGGCUGCGGGGGCCGGAUCCCCGCGCCCCCGGAGGACCAGGAUGGAUCCGGGCCGGCCGAGUGCUGCCUCGAGGAAGCCCCAGCUCCAGGGAGGAGCCCGGAAAACUGUGUCCCCAGCUCGGAACUGUGCCCCGAGGUUCCCGGGAACACCUCCUUCUGUACCUCCGACGUGCAGGCCACAGACCCGGGGGUCCCCUCCCGCGCCGCCGGCCCGCAGGACCCUCCGCCCGGCCCCCUUGCGGAGCUGGCGCCGGGCCCCGCCCCGGAGAAGCCCUACAAGUGCGCGGACUGCGGCAAGUCCUUCAACCACAACGCGCACCUCACGGUGCACAAGCGCAUCCACACGGGCGAGCGGCCGUACACGUGCAAGGAGUGCGGCAAGGCCUUCAGCCAGAACUCGUCGCUGGUGCAGCACGAGCGCAUCCACACGGGCGACAAGCCCUACGAGUGCGCCGAGUGCGGCAAGCGCUUCUGCCACAGCACGCACCUCACCGUGCACCGCCGCAUCCACACGGGCGAGAAGCCCUACGCCUGCCAGGACUGCGGCCGCGCCUUCAACCAGAACUCCUCGCUGGGCCGCCACCGGCGCACGCACACGGGCGAGAAGCCCUACGCCUGCAGCGUGUGCGGCAAGGCCUUCUCCCGCACCACCUGCCUCUUCCUGCACCUGCGGACGCACACGGAGGAGCGGCCCUACGAGUGCAGCCACUGCGGCAAGGGCUUCCGCCACAGCUCCUCGCUGGCGCAGCACCAGCGCAAGCACGCGGGCGAGAAGCCCUACGAGUGCCGGCAGCGGCUGCUCUUCCAGCAGGCCGCCCUGGCCGCCGCCGCGGCCGCCGCGCACCCCUGGGCCGGCGCCCUGGGCUGCGGCCCGGGCCUGGCCUCCGGCGAGGCCGCCCCGCGCAGCGACCGGCCCUUCCGCUGCGGCCAGUGCGGCAAGUGCUUCGUCCAGAGCUCGCACCUCAUCCGCCACCAGGUGACGCACACGCGGGACGGGCCCCGUGGGUGUGGGCGGAGGCGGCGGCGGCCGGAGCAGCCCCCGGGCCGCGGCCCACACCCUCCUCCCCCGCGCACAGGUGAGGACCCCGGGCACGGCGCCGGGGCGGGGCCGCCGGCCAGCAAGGCGCUCGCCCUGUUUGACAUCCACGAGAUCCUGCAGGACAGAAAGCCCGUGCACGUGAUCGCGGUGGAGCCGCCGCCCGUGGUGGUUGACGUCAAAGAGUCCCCCUAGGAGGCCCCGCAGGGACGGACCCUCCCGCAGAGCAGGAAGCCUGGGCGCCCUCCGCUCUCCGUUCCCCCGGACCCGGAGCUUGGGGACCUCCGUCUGUCAAGCCCCGUGCACCCUCUAGCCCAUAUUUCCUACUGUUGCCUCUGGGACCCUGACGUGGGUUCACGGGUCAUGUUAAAAAAUCAACACAGGCCCCAUUUUGUACAAGAAACUAAAGCAAGAGUGAUU